Lactuca virosa is the source of this 546-nucleotide messenger RNA. The record is from the annotation of a GenBank genome assembly. Lineage: Eukaryota; Viridiplantae; Streptophyta; Magnoliopsida; Asterales; Asteraceae.
AUGAAUAGUUCUUAUUUGGUGGCUCGGCUCAACUGUCAAUCCAAUGGUUUACAUAACAUACUUGUCUUUAACUUGGCAGCAUUUGUGGAAGCGAUUGGUGGGUCAGGUGUGGAUUACACCGUUAGAUUUUGUUCGUCUGUCAGAACAUUUCCUAAGAUUCGACCCGGUGGCCGACUCAGGUCAACUGACAGACUUGUUUCCCCCAAUGUCGAUUUCAUGGCAGAUUUCUAUGGAGAAAGAAAUGGAUUUUUGGGGAUUUGGCGCAACAAUGCUGAAAUUAUGAAGGUGUGGAUAGUCGAUGUAUUUGGGCUAAACAUACCCACCUCAGGCGACCAUAACCUCGUCGUCAACACAUACAUCCGCGACUUGAUCGUCACUGCAGGUGGGAAAACUUUAUAUAAUAUCACUGAUCUUCAAAUGGGUCCACAUCCAAAUGUGACGCCAACCUUCACGAAAUAUGGUUAUAUGCUUUUGAUCAACACAAACGGAACAAUUUUGUGGAAGACUCCAUUUACCACAAUCAUUCCACCUGGUAAGUACUUGUAG